AUGGGGUGCCGCCAGUCCAAGGCCGACGCCGUCGUGGGCUCCACCGCCGCCGCCCCCACGGCGCGCGAGGCGCGCGGCAGCCUGCGCGACGACCUGACGUCCGACCUGAUCCAGCACAAGUACGUGGACGACAUCACCGAGUUCUUCGACUUCAGCGCCACCAUCGGCACGGGCCACUUCGGCUGCGUCAAGCACGCCGUGAGCAAGAAGUCGGGCAAGGAGUGGGCCGUCAAGGUCGUGGCGCUCAGCAACGAGGUGGACCGCGACGCGCUGCGCAACGAGGUCAACAUCCUCAAGCGGCUGCACCACCCGCAGAUCGUGCGCGUCAUCGGCUCGUACGAGGACAAGGAGCACAUGUACAUGAUCAUGCAGCUCUGCAAGGGCAAGGAGCUGUACGACCACCUGUACCAGGAGCACCGCAAGUUCUCCGAGAACGACGUGCGCCGCAUCAUCCGCGCGCUGCUACGCGCGGUGGCCUUCCUGCACUCCAACUUUAUCACGCACCGAGACCUCAAGCUCGAGAACCUGCUGCUCGAGAACGCCGAAAAGCCCGGAUCACUGCGUCUGUGCGACUUUGGGCUCAGCACGCGCUUCAAGCGCGGAGAGAAGCUGGUCAAGCCGCUGGGCACGAUCGACUACGUGGCUCCUGAAGUGCUGGACGGGGACUACAAUGAGAAGUGCGACCUCUGGAGCGUCGGCGUCAUCUGCUUCGAGCUCCUCUCGGGGGUGUCGCCGUUCCAUGGCGCGACGAUGGACGAGACAAUGGGCAACAUCUACGACGGAGUGCUCCUCUUCGAGAACGACGUGUGGUCCAAGUUCUCCCCCAGCUCCAUAAACUUCAUCAAGUCGCUUGUGAAGGAAAACGUGGACCAGCGACUGUCGGCGGAGCAAGCGCUGGAUCACAAGUGGCUCACUGAAGGUAAUAUGACCAGCGCGGAUGGAUCCAGCGCUGCGCGGCUUCAGACGGACAAGCGCAUCCUGCUGACGAACAUGUUGAGUUUCAGUCAGUGCCGUAAGAUGAAGCAGACGGCGCUCCUGUCGGUGGCUCUCGGGAUCUCAGAGGACCACAUCCAGCAGGAGAUGGCAGCUGAAGUCUUCCACUCGAUGGACCGCACGAAGAAGGGCUCGCUGUCGCACGACGAGUUCUGCAGCGCUCUGGUGGAGUGCGGCGUCUCGAAUGCGGACGCUGGCGAGCUCUUCAAGCGUAUCAACCAGUCCAAAAGUGGCCACAUUAACUUCUUGGAGUUCAUGGCUGCCGUCAUGGAUCAGCGCGACAUUGGCCAGAACACUAUCAAGGAGGCGUUCGGCAUCCUGGACGGCGAGAAGCAGGGCCGCCUAUCGAUUGUGGGGCUCCAAGAUGUGUUCAAGCACUCGAUGGUGGCCGAGGAGGUGAAGGAGAUGAUUGCGUCCGUCGACAGCAAGGGCGACGGGUUCGUGGACUUUGAGGCGUUCAAGGGCCUCUUUGCUGUGCCUGGGUCCCCACUGCCCCAAGUUAUCGAGGAAGACACGUCGUCGGACAGUGCUGGCCAAGCUGACAGCCCGGAGAAACCCAUUCCUACCUUUUGCAGAACGACCACCGAAAGCACAGUGGACAGCACGGCAGAUCGAUCGACUCCGGGUUCCACCCCAAGCUCGGCCAGUAACGGGAAAUUAGAGGAGCCGGAAGCCAUCAAGGCCAAACUCGUCAGCGAAAACGACGUCAGUGCAGACUUGAGCAGGUAG
Molecule: messenger RNA, 1722 nt
Organism: Phytophthora sojae
Lineage: Eukaryota; Oomycota; Peronosporomycetes; Peronosporales; Peronosporaceae
Exons: 1
Coding region: 1-1722 (573 amino acids)
Biological process (GO): intracellular signal transduction; peptidyl-serine phosphorylation; protein autophosphorylation
Cellular component (GO): cytoplasm; nucleus
Molecular function (GO): ATP binding; calmodulin binding; calcium-dependent protein serine/threonine kinase activity
Source: RefSeq, a predicted model, not a curated record